AUGGCAGUUGAAGCUCCUUGGAAGAACCAGCUGGUAACAGCAUUGCGAGAUCGAGAUUUACAUGAGCGAGAUGCCUUCCAAUUACUAUUCCAAGAGAACAACGAGUUGGUGCGUAGAGCACGAGUUUCUAUAGAUCGACAAGCUGAAUUGGAUGGUAUUGUAUCUACUUUACGACGAGAAUUGGCUGAAUCUGUUAGGGCGAAUCAACAAGCUCAGACAUUUGGAUCUCCAGAAGCUCAAAAGAGAUUACACGAUCUAGAAUCUCAAAACACCAGCUUCAAGGAAGAGAAAGCAGAACUAUACAAGACUCAAGGCCAAAAUGCGCAACGGUUAUUGGAAUUGCUGGAUUCCAAUAAGGCUUACGAGGAUCGUAUUCGAGUUGUUAUGUUGGAAAACCAGAAACUGAGCACACAAGUCAACAGCUUGAAUAUCAAAGUAUCUGAUGGGCAACAGCUUGUUAAAGAGAAGGAUGGUGUUAUACAGAUCAUACGAGAUGAACUAGCAGCUCUACAACUCGAACUAGUUCAAACAGAUCAAAUCAUCAAUGAUCAAAAAGCAGCUAACAAGACACUCGAAGCUCGUAUCAAGACUCUGGAAUCUGAGAAUGCUGAGUUGGUUGUUAGGUUUAUGGAACUCAAGUCUGAACAGGCUGCUAAGAUGAAUGAGGCUAAUGAGUUUGUUGAAACGGCUUUGAAAAUCAAAAAGGAUGUAUCUGGACAAUCGUCCUCAGCUGAUGUUGGGAAAGAGUUGCUUGAAAAGACAAAGUCAAUUGUUCGUGUAGUUCUGCCAACUACCGUUACCAAAAGGAUUAAUGCUCACGACGCAGACAUAAACUCCAUCUGCAUCAGUCCUGACGGAUCCCUGAUCGCUACUGCAUCAAACGAUAAAAAGAUUCUUGUUUUUGAGUCCAAGACAGGCACAGUGAAGACCUCCUUAUCUGGAUCACUACAAUCAGUCAUGUGUGUUGCAUUCAACAAGGCCGGUGAUUUGAUAUUAGGUACCUCGAAUGAUCAUUCUGUCAAGAUAUGGGCGUUGGGCACGAAUCGACUCAAGCACACUCUUACUGGCCAUAUUGGAAAAGUGUUUGCUGCCAGAUUCGCAGAUUCCAAUCGAGUGGUGUCAGGGUCUCAUGAUCGUACUAUCAAGUUAUGGGAUUUGGCAAAAGGAUACUGCACAAAGACAAUCUUCACAUUAUCAAGCUGUAAUGACCUGACGUUAAUGGAUGAUGAUGGUUCUAUGAUUGUCAGUGGCCAUCUCGACAACAACAUACGAGUAUGGGACUCCCGUUCAGCUAAUCUCAUACGCGAGAUUACUGGAUUACAUUUCGGACAAGUGACUGGUGUUGAGAUGUCGCCAAAUCGAAAUUUCCUCCUCACGACAUCACGAGACAACACUCUCAAGCUGAUUGAUUUGAGGACGUAUGAGACUGUUAAUACAUUUACGCAUGAGGCGUUCAAGACUGGCAUGAAUUGGGCUAGAUCAUGCUUUAGCCCUGAUGGCUCAUACAUCUGCUCUGGAUCUGCUGAUGGAACAUUAUUUAUAUGGGAUUCCGAUACAGGUCGUGUGGAGAGAAUGAUGAGGGAGCAUAGGUCUGCUAUUUGUGGCGUUGUAUGGAAUCCGAUGGGAGGAAGUAAUUUAUAUUCAGCUGAUAAGGACAAGACUGUGGUGAUUUGGCAUUAA
Messenger RNA from Synchytrium microbalum, 1680 nucleotides. RefSeq lists its product as uncharacterized. Gene Ontology annotation, biological process: autophagosome assembly. Gene Ontology annotation, cellular component: autophagosome membrane. The record is from RefSeq and is a predicted model, not a curated record. Lineage: Eukaryota; Fungi; Chytridiomycota; Chytridiomycetes; Synchytriales; Synchytriaceae. The transcript has 17 exons. Gene Ontology annotation, molecular function: protein binding. The coding region runs from base 1 to 1680 and encodes 559 amino acids.